Arabidopsis arenosa is the source of this 848-nucleotide messenger RNA. NCBI's taxonomy places the organism in Eukaryota, Viridiplantae, Streptophyta, Magnoliopsida, Brassicales, Brassicaceae. The record is from the annotation of a GenBank genome assembly.
CCAAACCCUAGAUUUAAUCAAAAUCCUCACAGCUUCUUUCAUCUUCAAUCUCUCUAAAUUCUCUUUCUCCUGCAAGAAAUUUGCGGACUUUUUCUUGUGGGUUAAAUUCUAUCAGCUAUGGGGAAGAAUCAAGCUUACAAGGCUAUGCAGAGAUCUAGGGUUGGUUCCAGCUCCGCCCAGCCGGAUGAAGUUGAAGACGGAAUGGUGGAUGGUUCAUUUCAUACACCAGAGUGGCAUGCGGCUCGUUUGGCUAGCCUCAAGACUACACAUACUAUUACAUGGGAAGAGUAUAAGCAGAAGCAAAAGGAAGAAGAAAUGAAAAAGGGAGAACUUGAAGCAGAUACUGAUAAACUGAUGCGUGAGUAUAGAGCUCAGCUGGAUGCAGAAAGGUCGUUGAAACUCUCCAAAGGAAGGAACUAUUCUAGUGAUAAGUCCCGUAAAGAUAAGAAAGAUAGAGAUUCAAAGAAGAAGAAAAGCAAAAAGAGAAAGCAUUAUUCAUCCUCAGAGUCAUCAUCUAGUAGUGAUGAAGAUGAAUCUAGAAGAUCAAGAUCAAGUUCGAAACGAUCAAAGAAGGAUAGGAAGCACAAGUCCAGCAGAGACAAACACUCUAGCAAAAGUAAAAACGAAACCGAUGGCCCUGUACCACUCUCUAAAUUCUUUGGCAAUCUGAAGAAUUGACACAAGCAAAACUGCAAAUGAACUAUUACAAAGAGUAAGAUUGUCUUCAAUCAAAAUACUCAAAUUAGGAUAUGAUUGCUUUCUUCCUUGUUGCAGUGUUAUAUUUUUGACGAUAGCUCAUGUACUAUUAUUUGUUGGAUUGAGAGUCGCAAUAAUGUCCCACAUAAUCA